GGAAAACCUCCAGUGAACGUAACACCCACAAACGCUGUCCGAGGAGGAAGAAGAGCUCAGACGGACGGACGGACGGAUGAACGGAUGAACGGAGGUAGAGCUGCACCAACAUGAACGAUGACGGCAACGCCUCCGUCGCCGUGGAGUCGCUGAUGGCGUGUUUCCAUGACGACGACGCCUUCAAGUACCGGGCGUAUACCUUCACCUACCUGCUGGUGUUUCCUGUGGCGUUCCUCUGCAACAUCGGGGCGCUGGCCGUGUUCUUCCUGCAGGGCGGCCGCAGAAGCUCCGCCUCCAGCGUGGUCAUGAUGAACCUCGCCCUAUCAGACGGCAGCUUCUCCCUCACCCUCCCUCUGCGAUUGGCUUAUUACAUCGGGGGCGGAGAGUGGAUCUUUUCUGAUUGGCUGUGCAGACUGUGUGUGUUCGGCUUCUACCUGAACCUGUACACCAGCAUCCUCUUCCUCACUCUACUGAGCAUGCUCCGCUGGUUGGCUGUGGCCCGCCCCCUCCGUCACCGGACUCUGGCCACGCCCACUCGAACGUUAUUGGUCUGUCUGGGAGUGUGGAUGCUGGUGGGUGUGUCCUCCGCCCCGUUUCUGUCCAAUGGGAUGACACACAGGAAGGGGGCGCUGCGCUGCUUUGAGCCGUCCACUCCGUCCUCCUGGUCCCGCCUCCUCAUCCUAAACUACGUGGGAUUGGUCGUCGGCUUCCUCCUCCCCUUCCUCACCAUCAUCAGCUGCUACAGCGACCUGGUUCGUCGCCUGAUGUUUGGCUCCGCCCCCCGUGGCGGCGGCAGCAGCAGCAGACGCAGGCGGCUGCGCUCCGUGCACCUGGUCGCCAUGGUGACGGCCACCUUCCUGGUCUGCUUCCUGCCCUACCACGCGGUGCGGUCGCUGCACCUGCACGCCGUCUGCGGCCGCUGGAGCUGCGGCGUGACGCUGCGGCUGCAGAGGGCCACGGUGGUGACGCUCUGCCUGGCCGCCUCCAACAGCGUGGCCAACCCCCUGCUCUACUACUACGCCACCAGGACCUUCAGGGACAGCAUGAGGGACGCCUCGCUGCUCGCCACCAGGGGGGGCUCCUUCAGGACCGGACUGGCCCGCCUCACACGGAGGAACACCGCCUGAACACGUCUGACCUGCACGGAAACCUACAAUCCAGUUCAUCCUCCAGGAGGAACCAGGUGUUGAUGGAGAUCCAGAAGAUGGAAAACAGCUUCAACGUUUAUUAGCUUCAGAGAUGCAGACGAGACGUAUCAGACACAGACACAGACACACAAAACAGCCACAAAGAGACACAGAACAACCACAAAGAGACACAAAAUGACUACAAAGAGACACAAAAUGACUACAAAGAGACACAGAACAACCACAAACACACAAAACAACCACAAAAACAGACAAAACAACCACAAAGAGACACAAAAUGACUACAAAGAGACACAGACUAACCACAAAGACACACAAAAACACAAAAAUACGCAAAACAACCACAGAUACAGAAUUUUGGACAAUUUGUUUUUUGUUGUUUUGUGUCUCUUUGUGGUCAUUUUUCUGUAUUUUUUGUGGUCGUUUUGCAUCUCUGUGGUUGUUUUGUGUCUCUUUGUGGUCAUUUUUCUGUAUUUUUUGUGGUCGUUUUGCAUCUCUUUGUGGUUGUUUUGUGUAUUUUUGUGGUUAUUUUAUGUAUUUGUGGUUAUUUUAUGUAUUUGUGGUUAUUUUAUGUGUAUUUUUUGUUGUUUUUUUGUGUUUUCCUCUGUUAAACUGCUGUUUGGUCUAAGAUCUGUUAAUGAGUGGGUUCCUUCUACUUCAGUUCCGAGCAGCAGUAGAGUCUCACAGAGUAACAGCGCCCUCUGCAGGAUCCCUGUAGGUUUUCACUGUCAACAAAACAACCUGGAACAGUGUUUUGUUUUGUAUUUAAACUGUUGACUGUUAUUAUUUCACAGAUUUAACCAGUUUUAUUAAACUACAAAUAAUAACCACUGAAAUCACAGAAAAAAGUACAAAUUCACAUGUUGACCAAAACUGUAGAUAUUGUCAUGACCUGAUGUUCUGUCUUUAAAUCCACAUAAAAAUCAUUAUUUUACACUCAACUGCCGUUAUUUGAAAGGCAGAAAUAAUGAAUAUGAAGCAUGGAAAUGGUAAACCAUUUUUAAAAUUAUUUUUAUAUCACAGGAAAUAUCAAAUGAAAGCUGUUUACAGAUUUGCUGCCUUUAAAUGGUCUAGAAGUCUCGUUAUUUUACAGAUAUUUGCUCUUAUUUUCACAGUUUAACACUUUCUAACUUCUUAGUAUUCCACUGAUUUUUAAGCUUUGAUGCCAUAUUUCAUUCAUUGUUUUGCUGGAGAUGUGGAUCCAUCCGCCUGUGAAAGUAGUCCCUGUAGGAAACUUGUUUUAUCUCCGUCCACAAACACUCUAAUCUCAGGUUUACUUUAUAAAUAUAUGAUGCUGGCGUUUAAACCACAAAUACAGUCCCUGAUUAAAGUCUUGUCCACGUUGUAGGAACAAUAAAUCACAGCUUCACUCGUAGUGGAUCAGAUGGAAUCAGAUAUAGUUUAUAUGAAAGUCAAAUGAUGAUGCUUGUUCUACCAAAAUAAAGCUUAGCAUCAUUCAUUGAGUUUUAUCAUUGAUUCUAUUUAUUAUUGAGCCACAAAAACUUCAAAACAUAAAGACCACAAAAAACAAUUAAUAUUAUCUCUGAGUCCCAUGAGCACCAACAACUCAAAUAACUCACUGAUGAAGUCAUCUGGAGCUGCAGGACUCCCAGAGUUCAUCAAGAUUCUCUGGUUCCAUCUUCCAAGCCUUCAUCUUACCCUUUAUGCUCGGUAACGUUCAUGUCAGGUGACUGGACUGACCAACCCUGGACCACCUGGACCUUCUUUGCUCUCAGGAUCUUUGACAUGGAAGCUGAAGAAUGACCAGGAGCUCCAUCUGCAGCAGAAUUUACUGUCUCUUGUGGUUUGGGAUGUAAUGGGCAGCAGGAACUUCUUGAUUCUUCAGGCUGUAGAUGUUUACAUCCACUCUGCAGAUCUUUUUCAUUCACCCCCAUACUGGAUGGAACCCCAAACCCAGAUCUCUCCUCCACCAAACUUGACCGUUUUCUGGGUGAAUCUUGGGUUCAUGUGGGUUCCAUCAGGUCUUCUACAGCAUUUGCAUCUAUUGGGAUCCAGUUCACUGGAGGAUUCAUCAGAAAAAUCAACCUUCUGACACUUUUCCAUCGUCCUUCCUUUCUAGAAGCUGUGGGUUUUGGUAAAUUUGCUGUCUUCUGUUUAACGCUGGUUUCUGAGGACUAAUUCGUCCAUGGACAUCACCAUGUGUUCUAGCAGAUACCCUGGACCAUCGAAGCAACAGACGGUCUUCUCUAACGGUUCUCUUACAGGGUCUACCUGACCUGGGCUUGUCAUGAACGUCUCCAGUUUCUUCAGAUCUUUUUCUUUUCCUCUGCUCUUGAUGUCUGGAUACAUUAAGGAUGUCCUCCUCCUCAGCAGCAGACUGAGUCUUCAGGUUCUUGAUGGUCUGUGGUUGGAUCUUUGCCAUGUUGUCAGAGGUCAGGUUGGACUUCACAUGAAGGUCUGAUGUUCUGCGGUUCUUUUUAUAACACCUGGGAAUGAGUUAAUUACAGUAUUUGUCACAGGUGAGGCUCUAAUCUGUGAUUGGUUGAAUCAUUUAAAGACAGGACAGAACCAGAUGUUGUACCCAGCUGUGAACAUCUGGACACUUCUAGCUCAUGUUUAUGUGCCUGUAGAAAAGCAACGCUGUUUCUGGCCUUGUUUACUGUGCAGACUGUGCUGUCUUCAUGUUGAUUCCUUUCCACGAGGAAAACUUUGGUUUGACUUGAGAGACGACUCUGAGUGUUGAUUUCUAGAAGUCAGGACUCCGCUGGAGACUUUUCCUGACAAACUCACUGA
Molecule: messenger RNA, 3902 nt
Organism: Amphiprion ocellaris (clown anemonefish)
Lineage: Eukaryota; Metazoa; Chordata; Actinopteri; Pomacentridae
Gene: cysltr3
Product: cysteinyl leukotriene receptor 3
Exons: 5
Coding region: 111-1127 (338 amino acids)
Biological process (GO): G protein-coupled receptor signaling pathway
Cellular component (GO): plasma membrane
Molecular function (GO): G protein-coupled receptor activity
Source: RefSeq, a predicted model, not a curated record